AUGUCGCAGAGUUGGAGCCAGCAUCACCAGGUGGACCAUGCCGGCAGUGGCAGGCCUGUGGGGCAGGCGGGACCAGGGCCGGCGGGCGGCACGCCGCAGAUGGGCGGCGGCGCGGGGCUGCUCCCUGGGCGGCGUGGGUCUGAGGGUCUGAAGACUCACUACACGCUACCGUCAAUCUCGGCGGCGGGGCUGCCGGGGGCGGGAGAACCGCAUGGUGGCAGUCGGCUGCCCCCGAUGCAAAAUGCGUUGGGGGUGGGCGGCGGCGGCCCUGGCAGCAUAGCGAACGGGUUUGCAGUGGGGCGGUUAGAAGGCGCGGUGCCGGUUUCUGGCACGGGCGGCCCGGGCAGUCCGGGACCGCAGGUGCCCGCUCAAGAUGGCUCCGCCUAUCGGCCGUUGAAUGUCAAGGACGCACUCUCGUAUCUGGAGCAAGUCAAGUUCCAAUUCAGCAGCCGCCCGGACGUGUACAACCACUUUCUGGACAUCAUGAAAGAUUUCAAGUCCCAGGCCAUUGAUACUCCAGGGGUGAUUGAGCGCGUUUCAACGCUGUUUCACGGCUACCCAGCCCUGAUUCAGGGCUUUAACACGUUUCUGCCCCACGGUUACAACAUUGAAUGUCCGUCGGAUCCCAAUGACCCAAUAAAGGUUACCACUCCGUUUGGAACAAUUGGUGAGAUCCCCAUCACUGGUGCGGGCGGCAACCACGCGCAUGGAGCCAACACCGAACCGCGUUUACAGUCGACGCAGAAUGUCCCAACGGUCUACCGCUCAGCAGAAGGCUCACCAGCAGCCAUUGCUACGCCUGCCACGACGCAGGAGCAGUAUGGGACAGGCCCCAAGAAAGCGGGUGACGUGGAAUUUUCACACGCCAUAAGCUACGUGAAUAAGAUUAAGACGAGGUUUGCUGAGCAACCCGAUAUCUACAAGCAUUUCCUGGAGAUACUACAGACUUACCAAAGGGAGCAAAAGCCUAUUAAUGAGGUUUAUGCGCAGGUUACGGUGUUGUUCCAAAACGCCCCAGAUUUGUUAGAUGACUUCAAGAAAUUUUUACCGGAUUCAUCGGCUCCUCAACUUCAAUCUCACCAGCAAAUUAAUGGUGCGAUGGUGGCGCCUGGCUUUGGCCAUGCUCAGUCCGGCCUUCAGCAGGCGCUGCCUGGGACGCAGCCGUUGAUGCACCAGCAAAAUCUCCCCCCACUGGGUAAUUUUUCCACCCCUGGAGAUCAUCAUCCUAUGAGUCUACCAUCUGUGCAGGGUCCAAAUGUUGGAUUAUCUCAAGGUCAAUCAGGCCAUAUUGUUACGCAAGGUGUAUCUAACCAGCAUAUCCCCGUUUCGGAUCUCCGUGGCGCCCCGGACGCAUCUUUCCGGGCUUCGGAAUAUAACCAGGUGCAAGAUGUACAAUAUAUGGAGCCUACGGUAAGACCGGAGAUAGAUUUAGAUCCUAGUCUGGUGCCUGUUAUUCCAGAGCCCAUUAAACCUUUAGAAGACGAAUUGAACCUAGUCGAAGAAGCAACUUUCUUUGAUAAGGCUAAGAAAUUUAUUGGAAACAAGCAGAUUUACACCGAGUUCUUAAAGAUCCUCAAUUUGUAUUCCCAAGAUCUUUUAGAAAAGGAGAAGUUGGUUGAAGAUGUUAGUCACUACCUAUCGGGAUCCCCUGAAUUAUUUGAUUGGUUCAAAUCCUUCGUAGGAUACCAGGAGAGACCAAAACACAUAGAAAAUGUUAUUCAUGAGAAACAUAGACUCGAUUUGGACCUCUGUGAAGCAUGUGGGCCAAGCUAUAAACGGUUGCCCAAGGCAGAUACCUUUAUGCCCUGUUCGGGUAGAGACGAGAUGUGCUGGGAAGUACUUAAUGAUGAGUGGGUGGGACAUCCGGUCUGGGCCUCGGAAGACUCAGGUUUUAUCGCCCACAGGAAGAACCAGUAUGAAGACACUUUAUUUAAGAUUGAGGAAGAACGGCAUGAGUACGACUUCUACAUUGAAGCGAACUUGCGGACUAUUCAGACGCUCGAGACUAUUGCGAACAAGAUAGCUAAUAUGACACCAGAAGAGAAGGCUGCAUUCAAACUACCACCAGGUUUGGGCCACACAUCGGUGACGAUCUACAAAAAGGUGAUACGCAAGGUCUAUGACAAAGAUAGGGGUUUUGAAAUAAUCGACGCUUUGCAUGAGCAUCCGGCCAUCACUGUUCCGUUGGUUCUAAAAAGAUUAAAGCAGAAAGAUGAGGAAUGGAGAAGAGCGCAACGCGAAUGGAAUAAGGUUUGGAGGGAAUUGGAACAGAAAGUCUUCUAUAAAUCUUUGGAUCAUCUAGGAUUGACUUUUAAACAAGCUGAUAAAAAAUUAUUGACCGCAAAGCAGUUAAUUUCUGAAAUAAGCAGCAUUAAAGUAGACCAAAGCAAUAAGCGGAUCCAUCCACUCACUCCCAAAGCGAAAAGCCAACUGAGCUAUGAUUUUAAAGAGCCGGAAGUGUUUCAAGAUAUUUUAUCUCUGGUAAUGGUUUUCCUAGCCAACAACAACACGUAUUCUCCAUCUGACAAUGAGCGGCUAAAAGAUUUUUUCAAGGGAUUUAUUUCUCUUUUCUUUUCUUAUCCUCUUCAUGAAAUAGAAGAGGGCCUCCUAAAAAGAUCUUCGCAAAAUGGAACAAUUAGCCAUGGAGAUGAUACGAGGAAAUCUAAAGAAGACCCGAAAACCGAAAAGCAUUCCGCCAGGAAGCGUGUUCGUGAUGACACAGAGCAUUUGCUAAGAGAUAUCCUGUACAGAAACAAACAACAGAAGGUGAAUAAGGGUCCGCAAAAUGACCAAUCUUCUGAAGAAUUUGAGAAGGAAUCUGAUAUAGAAGAAAAGGAGAUUGUGCGUCAAGAAGCCAAGAAGCCAUGGCUUUUAGGCAGUAUCGUUGAUGAAGCUGACAAUCAUGGUCAUGUUAGUGACCGUGUGACCUUCAAUAUGUUUGCUAACACAAAUAUUUACGUCUUCUUCCGUCACUUGACCACGAUGUAUGAAAGGUUAGUCGAAGUCAAGAAAAUAAAUGGGGAAGUAACCAAGGAAAUAUCAAACAGAAAGGUAGUGCAAUUUGCAAAGGAUCUCAACUUGAUUUCUACGCAGCUAACAGACAUGGGGUUGGAUUUCAAGGGGGCCGACGCAUACGAAGAACUUCUACGUUUGUCUAGAAGCCUAAUUAGUGGUGAAUUGGAACAUCAAUGGUUUGAGGAAAGCCUUCGUCAAGCUUACAAAAACAAGGCCUUUAAAUUGUACACUAUUGACAAAGUUAUACAAGCCUUGGUUAAGCAUGCCCAUACAAUACUUAUGGAUCACAAGACCGUAGAGAUAAUGUUAUUGUUUGACAACGACAGGACUAGCACUUCAACCAGCACCAAAGACCAAAUUCUCUAUCGCUUACAAGUUCGCUCCAACAUGUCAAAUAUUGAGAAUAUGUUUCGCAUAGAGUAUAAUACAACAACUUCGCAUGCUAGCAUACAGUUUGUUGCCGUUGAAGAUCUAACCCUGGAUGAACCAAAAUCCUUGAGGGACAAGUGGCAAUACUACCUCACCUCCUACUCCUUGUCGCAUCCUACUGAAGGUAUCUCCCACGAUAAUUUAAGAACACCAUUCCUCGAAAAAAUUAUUGAGAGGGAUGAAGGGUAUAUUGACGAUGGUGAUGAGCGCUAUUCGCCAGAAGGCGUUGCGUCUUCUAACAUGAAGGUUAAGAUUGAUCCGCUAACAUAUUCAAUGGAAGUUGAACCAGGUUGCCAUGAUAUUUUUUCAAGAAAAUCAGUCAAUAAGUUUCCGACAAGGGUGGAUGUCAAGAAGAAGAAGUCUGCAGAACUAAAGUUAGUAUUAGAAGGAUUUUUGAAUGGUGAGCGCGGCUGGAAGAGAGGUCUAACUACAAAGCGGACAGCAGAGGCAGAAAGACGGCUAGAAUACGUUAAAAAUAAUGGUACUUUAGAUGACUAUGCUGAAGAGAUUAGUACGGACACAAAAGCUGCAUUGUCGACAACUACGGAUACAGCUGGGAAUGUAUCGACAGCCUCUUUUUCUUCACAAACUGCUGCCAAUGCAGCUAUCUCAGCUUCUUCCCCAGAAUCUGCUUUGCAGUCUAAUAAUGGCAAUUCUGAAGUCACUUCUCCCAUCGCAAAUGAUAUCUGA
This is a messenger RNA of Eremothecium gossypii ATCC 10895, 4134 nucleotides long. RefSeq names its product transcriptional regulator SIN3 (gene SIN3). Gene Ontology annotation, molecular function: transcription corepressor activity. NCBI's taxonomy places the organism in Eukaryota, Fungi, Ascomycota, Saccharomycetes, Saccharomycetales, Saccharomycetaceae. Gene Ontology annotation, biological process: negative regulation of transcription by RNA polymerase II. The transcript has a single exon. Gene Ontology annotation, cellular component: chromatin; Sin3-type complex. The record is from RefSeq and is marked provisional. The coding region runs from base 1 to 4134 and encodes 1377 amino acids.